AUGCCUGAAGACGUCUUUCUCUCAUCUCCGCGCAAGGCUCCGGCACACCGGCGAUCCGCCACCUCCUUGCGGGGCCCGUCAAGCCUGGCGAACACGCUCGACGGCGGAGAAGAUGCCGGCAACGGGCGUUUCUCGCUCGCUCACGAACUCGCCGUUGCUAUGAUGCCCGAACCGAGCUCCGGGUCCAAGCUUCUCGCGGAAGAAUUUGGGAUAGAGUUCGACGAGGGCGCGGAGGGGAUUGAUGAGCCUGACCGGCCACAGACGCGGGUCGAGGACCCCACGUUUGCGGAACCAGAUCCACAGUUGCUGGACUCGGCGGCUUUUGACCAUGGCUCAACGGAGCCACCCGACUUUGGUAGUGACCCGACAUUCGCCUCUCCGUCGUCUGUGGCGCCCAAAGAGGAGGCUCCAGUAUCGCAGGAUGCGAUGGAGACUCUGGCCCAAGAUCUGAAGUCUACCGACAACUUCCUAGCUCACCUACGACACAUCGAUGGUGACGCGCCUACAUCUGCUCCAGCCGCAUCCUCCUCCUCGUCACAACCCGCCCUUGAACAGCUCGCCUCGGACGUCAUUCGAAGAUACAAUGACACGGCCCGGGACCGCGAAAGUCAAGUCCGGGAACUGCUUGAAUACGAACGCGAAUUUCGUCGCAUUGCUGGCGAAGUGGGCGGUCAGGACGUGCUUGGCCAUCUAGACGCUUUGCCCGAACACGAGAGCGAGGUUGAAGCUGCUCCGCCUUCAUCUAAGCACAGCGCUGUUCAUGAGGAUGAGCCCGCACCACCACCAGUACGGCCGAGCCACGCUCGUGCUCUGUCCACAGACUGGGAGGUCGACCCAGACGCUGAUGGACUGGACCCGGCGUUCAAUCAGCAAGACGACGAAGACGCGGAAACAUCACCUCCCGCCGCCCAACUGGGCUUCUCCCUGUCGCCCCCAAUCACAGCAGCAACGCCUCGAGUGGCAGGCCGCAAGCCUGGUCCAGCAGCUGCAGCCCAGCUUUCUGAGCUGCGAUCUCUGACAGCCUCGCUCGUUUCCUCGCUGACCAGUGUGUCGGAACAGGCCCAGGUCAACGGUGCCGCCACAGCCGAAGCCGGUCGGAAGCUGCGGGCGCUGAGAAACCGGCUCGGAGGUUGGAGGACUGAGUGGGAAGGCGCCGAACGAAGCCGGGGGCGCAUCGAGCGGUGGGAGGCUGGUGAGGCUCUGGAGCUUGGCGGAGAUGCCCCCGCUGCUCUCGGAUCAAAACGUGUGGACGGGCGCAAGAUAGUCGAAGAGCACUUGCAUGCGUUCGAGCUCGCACUUGCUGAUGCUGCAUCCAAGACCCAGGCCAUGAUGGCUGCUUCAUAG
This is a messenger RNA of Mycena citricolor, 1344 nucleotides long. The record is from the annotation of a GenBank genome assembly. Lineage: Eukaryota; Fungi; Basidiomycota; Agaricomycetes; Agaricales; Mycenaceae.